UUUGAAUAGAGACAGAAGCUGAGAGGGAAGGAGGAGAAAAGGGAUGGAGAGAAACAGAGAGACCCCUGUAGCCCUGCUUCACCACUUGGGAAGCCUCCCACCUCCACCCCCAGCAGGUGGAAAGUGGGGUUUGAACCCAGGUCCUUGUGCAUUCCAGCCUGUUUGCUCCACCCACCAGGACCGACCACCGCGCACCAGCCAUGGACAGCUCCUAUCUCGCACAACCGCCUCCGGGGAUGGGCAAGACACGGAGGCUGGCGUCCACUGUCCAGUGGCUUCUGUCAGCGGCUCUUCUCUUGUAUCCAAUGAAUGAAGUGAAUGGUCAGAAAAAGGGGACUCCUCGUGAUCUGAAGUGCAUGACCAGCAACCUGCAAGUGUGGGACUGUUCUUGGAAAGCCCCUGCCACAGGUCAAGGGAUGUCUUAUGAAGUCUGCAUUGACCGCAGGUCCCAUUCUUGCUAUAAAUCGGAGAGAACAAGCAUUAAAAUCCAGUCUCUCUCACCAGGAGAUCACGAGAUGACGAUAAGGCCUUUGCGUGGUUCUUCAAAUUCUACAAGUAAAUUCAUACUGAGUGAGAGGAAUGUCUCCUUGAUUCCAUUUACUCCGGAGAUCUCGAAUCUGUCUGCCGACUUUGCCACUUCCACACUGCACAUCCAGUGGAAUGACAGGGGCUCUGCUUUUCUGUACCAAGCAGAAGUCAUCUGGGAGAUUAAAGUUCUACGCAAAGAGAGCAUGGAAGUCGUGAAAUUAACGACUUACAACAGCUCUCUGAGUGGCAAAGACGUGGACCAUCACUGGGGCUGGACCUCAGACAUGCCCCUGGAGUGCGCCGUGCAUUACGUGGCCAUCAGGUGCUUCAUCGAUGACCCUCGAUUCUCUGGCCGCAAAGCGUGGAGUGACUGGAGCCGGCUGAAGAGCGUGUCUUGGUCUCCAGAUUCUCCUAACAAGGUUUUUCCUCAAGAUAAAGUGGUACUUGUGGGAACAGACAUAACAUUUUGUUGCGUGACUCAAGUAAAAAUACUGACCGCACAGAUUGGACAAACAAGUUACCCCCUUAUUCCUCUCGAUGGGAGGAAUGUUGCCAUCAAGAUCCAUAGUAUCUCUGCUUCUGCAAACAGUGGGACAAAUGUGGUCUUCUCAACAUAUGAUAAUAUAUUUGGAACAGUUAUUUUUGCAGGAUAUCCGCCUGACAGUCCCCAAGACCUACUCUGUGAAACAUAUGAUUUAAAAGAGAUCAUAUGUACUUGGAGCCCCGGAAGACCGACCGCCCUGGUGGGCCCACGCAGUACAACUUACACUCUAUUUGAAAGUUUUUCAGGAAGGCAUGUUAGAGUCAAACGUGGUGACGUUUCCAGCAAUGAAAGCUAUCAGCUGUUCUUUCAAAUGCUCCCAAAUCAAGAGACGUAUAAUUUCACUCUGAAUGCUCACAAUCCUUUGGGUCGCUCAGAAUCAGCAGUUCUAGUCAAUGUAACUGAGAAAGUCCAUCCUCACACUCCUGCUUCAGUCAAAGUGAAGGAUAUCAAUUCAACAGCCGUCCUGCUUUCCUGGCAUUUACCUGGAAACUUUGCCAAGAUUAAGCUCAUAUGUCAAACUGAAAUUAAACAUAAUUCUGAACAAGAAUUGCGAAACCUCACAGUCAAAGGAGUAGAAAAUUCAAAUUACCUCAUGAUUGUGAACAAACUCAAUCCGUAUACGGCCUACACACUCCGGGUUCGAUGUUCCGCUCAGACUUUCUGGAAAUGGAGUGCCUGGAGCAGCGAGAAACGGCACGUGACCAUAGAAGCCGUUCCUUCCAAAGGACCAGACACUUGGAGAGAGUGGAGUUCUGAUGGGAAGAAAAUAAUCGUCUAUUGGAAGCCGCUGUCCGUUAGUGACGCCAACGGGGCAAUCCUGGCCUACGACGUCUCUUACUCCUCGGAGGAGGAAACGCGGACCCUUCCCGAGAUCCCCCCUCCUCAGCACAGGGCAGAAAUCUGGCCCAGUCACAAAGACUGUGUCAUCGACGUGGCGGCAAGAAACUCUGCCGGCUCCUCGCCGCCUUCCAGGAUAGCCGGGAUGCAGAUCCCAAACGAUGACCUCAAAAUAGAGCAGACGGUUGGAGGGGGAAAUGGGAUCCUCCUGACUUGGAAUCACGACCCCAACAUGACAUGUGACUAUGUGGUUAAGUGGUGCAACUCGACUCGGCCUGAGCCCUGCCUGAUGGACUGGAGGAAGGUCCCAUCAAACAGUACUGAGACUGUAAUCAGAUCUGAUCAGUUUCGUCCAGGCGUGAGAUAUAACUUUUUCCUCUAUGGGUGUAAAAGUCAAGGUUAUCAAUUAUUGCGCUCUAUAGUCGGAUAUAUAGAAGAAUUGGCACCAAAUGUUGCACCAAAUUUUACUGUUGAAGAUACCUCUGCAGACUCCAUAUUGGUGAGAUGGGAAGAUAUCCCUGUGGAAGAGCUUAGAGGAUUUUUAAAAGGAUACUUAUUUUACUUUGAAAAAGGAGAAAGGGACACAUCUAAGAUGAGGGGAUUGGAACCUGGUCGUUCUGAUGUCAAGAUUAAGAAUAUCACAGAUGUAUCUCAGAAGACACUGAGAAUUGCAGAUCUGCAGGGGAAAACGAGUUACCACCUGGUCUUGCGAGCCUACACGGGUGGUGGGAUGGGCCCGGAGAAGAGCAUGUUUGUGGUGACAAAGGAGAACUCUGUGGGGUUGAUUAUUGCCAUUCUCAUCCCAGUGGCAGUGGCCGUCAUUGUCGGCGUGGUGACCAGCAUCCUUUGCUAUCGGAAGCGAGAAUGGAUCAAAGAAACCUUCUACCCUGACAUCCCAAACCCAGAGAAUUGUAAAGCACUGCAGUUCCAAAAGAGUGCUUGUGAGGGGAGCAGCGCCCUUAAAACCCUGGAGAUGAACCCCUGCACCCCAAACACUGUGGAGGUCCUGGAAGCCGGCCCGACCGUCCCCAAAACGGAAGACACGGAGCUCGCCUCCCCGGUGGCCGAGCGGCCGGAGAGCGGCCCCGGGGAUGGGGACGCAGACAAGCAGGUGCCGGUGUCCUACUGCCCGCCGCUCGUGGAGGAGGCCGGGCCGGCGGGCCAGGUGGUCUACAUGGACGUGCAGUCCGGGUACCAGCCGCAGGCCCGGCCCGACGGGGGGCAGGAUGGGGGGCAGGACGGGGGGCCCGCGCGGUGCACAGGUUACAAGCCGCAGCUGCAGCUGCCCGGGAGCCGCGGGGGUGCCGGGGGCUACAGGCCUCAGGCCGACGCCGGCACCUGGACCCCGCUGGCCCCGCUGGCCCCGCUGGCCCCGCUGUCCCCGGACAGCAGCAGCGACGUGGGCUCCUUCGGGAGCCCCUGCUCCGUCGACUCCCGCCAGUUCCUCAUCCCCCCGAGGAACGAAGAGUCGCCCAAGUGGAGCGGAGGGGGCUGGUCCUUCAGCAACUUCUUCCAGAACAAACCCAACGACUAGCGGCGUCUGCCACCCAGGUCGCCCGCCCGCUGUCUCUAUAAGUGGCCCGACUGGUGGCACCGGGCCUCGUGGAGGUUGUCUGGGACUCUGGGAUGGGACGGAGCCCCAAGUACUGAUGUGCAGUCCCGGCCUCGACGCCCCGGCCCGAACCCUGUGCUUCUAGAAGGAGGCCUCGCCCGGCGCAGGCUGCCUGGCUCCCUCCCCAGGGGCAGAUCCCGUGCCGAUGCCGAUGCCGAUGCCGACGCGGAUGCUUUGCUCCCCGAGGGAGACCAGUCUGGGAGCAGCGCCCGUGCUCUCGUGGGCAAGGGAGGGACACGUCCCAGUGCGCGGGCCUCCGUCCAUCCGUCUGUCCGUCCGCCUGGCAUCCUUCGCCUGGAGGAAGAGCCAGCGCCGGUUUCAGAUGCCGAGGCGUUCUCACUCCUCCGCCCACAGGACCCCAGAGCCCCCGGCCUGUGGACGUGGCAUCAGCUCUGGGGCUUCGUCUGGCACGAGCGUGCCGCCUCCCUCCCUCCCUCCCUCCCUCCCUCCCUCCCUCGUGCCCACGGCGUGGAGCCCGCUGCCACUGGCCGGCCUGGUCGGAGCCCUGGCGUCCUGCAGGCUCUCCGGCUUCACCUUCGCGGCAGCUUUCUCUUCAGUGCGUCUGGCUGCCUUGUGAGCUUAAACUUCGGUUUCUCGGCAUAUAGGCCCGAAUGUCCCUUUUGUUUUGUUUCUGGCCUUCUUGUGUGUCUGUGUGACACAACGUCGCUUCUGUGUUUUUUGUUUCUGUUUUUUGAAGUGCUAUCUCCUUGUUAUUUUUAUUUGCAUCUGUCUGACGGUCAGUGACUUGGAGCAUUUUUUUUAAUAUGUCUGUCGGUCUUUCGGAUCUCUUCUUUAGUGACUAGUCUGUCCAUAUCCUCUCCCCAUUUUUUAUUGGGGUCAUUUUUUGGUUGUUGUUGCUGUAGUUCACAGUGUCAGCUCAUAAAUAUAGGAACAUAUUUGAUAUUA
Messenger RNA from Erinaceus europaeus (western European hedgehog), 4427 nucleotides. RefSeq names its product LIF receptor subunit alpha (gene LIFR). Lineage: Eukaryota; Metazoa; Chordata; Mammalia; Eulipotyphla; Erinaceidae. Gene Ontology annotation, cellular component: external side of plasma membrane; signaling receptor complex; membrane. The record is from RefSeq and is a predicted model, not a curated record. Gene Ontology annotation, biological process: cytokine-mediated signaling pathway. Gene Ontology annotation, molecular function: cytokine binding; cytokine receptor activity. The transcript is spliced from 20 exons. Bases 201 to 3443 code for a protein of 1080 amino acids.